Molecule: messenger RNA, 3900 nt
Organism: Ostrea edulis (European flat oyster)
Lineage: Eukaryota; Metazoa; Mollusca; Bivalvia; Ostreida; Ostreidae
Product: mucin-5AC-like
Exons: 3
Coding region: 1109-3433 (774 amino acids)
Source: RefSeq, a predicted model, not a curated record
CACCUGACUAGAGAAUUCAGGGACCCGGGUUCGAAUCCUGGUCUGGUCCGUUGCAUUUUCACCCUGUUAUAUCAUAUAUGUCCAGUAUUAUGCCCUUUUGGGCCCUAUACUGGAAUGAAUAAUUAUUCAAAAUUGAAUAUUAAACUUGACUAUUAUGAAUGAAGGGUCUUGUAUUUUCAUGGAACAAGCACGAUUUAUUUUUACCAGUACAACAGACGGGCUAUUGUUUUAAAUUUAUCAAUCCUCCUGAUUCUUUGUCCAUCAGACGGAGAGAUGUCAUAAUGAUGAUAAUUUCAAAUACAGCAUGUCAUAAGGUCGAAUGUUGCCUUGAUGUAAUUCAUACCAAUUAUUGUAAUGCCAUUUUUUAGAUACUGAUUUGACUUUGUUAACCUCACCAAAAUGGAGAGCUCAUGGGAGGAGGGGUGUGACUGGUUCACAGGGGAUACUGAAUACUCCUCCUAUUCACCUGACCCCACUCUGGUGUUACCAGGAGUCUGUGUUUUUGUCUGUUCUUGAUUUUGCAUUCUUUAUAGGACCUAUGAGAUUGACCAUGCACUUUUUUUUAAUUAUCAAAUUGAAAUUUGGUUUAAAAUUUACUUAUAUUUGCUCUUCUUGUAUACAUUGUGUAAACAUAUGUUGAAUUGUACUGUACUGGGUGAGACUUUAAAUUUCUAAUUCACACUUCCUCCAUUAAACUUUCCAUCUGGUGUACCUUUGAUCUUUUAACAAUGUUAAUUAUGAACAGUCAGGGAAAUAGUAUGGUACCUUGCUUUAGUAAAGACAGUGUGAAAUUUUAAAAGAUUCUAGGCCACAUGCAGGUGAGUGCUGCUCUAAUUAAUUGAAUUAUUGAUGCCUCUUUAAUCAGAUAAUCACCUUUAUCAUAGUCUGACAAUAGCAACUCAGGGAGGGGGCAAUUAAAUCAUUUAAGUGGUGGUUAUAUACAAUUGAUCUAUAGCUGUAGUCCAGCUUAGAUGUCCAAAAAAUGAAAUCACAUGACCACACUUACUAGUUUAUUUAUCACACACUGCUUGUUUAGAUUUUCAAGAGAUACUCUCUUUGAAGUUUUGGGAGAUGAUUUGGAGACUUUAAUGAUGAGACCCAACUUUAUAUGAGGAAACACCAGAAAAAUUCAGCAUUCUGCUUGCAUUCCACUGGGAUUCAUUGGAUAGAAUCUGGUAUGGAAUCGGAUGUUGCCCCAGACGAAAUGUAUCUUAUGCUACAAGCAGAUAUGAUGAGCAUCAAGAAGCAGGAGAGGGCCCUUCAGAGCGAGAUUGCUGAAAUCAAGACCAAGUUCCUCAACCUAGUGGAGACAUGUGGGAUUCAGCGUUCUGACUACCCAGUGCAGGAGAGCUCCAGUGUUUUGUCACCUUCAUUCCUCCACAACAACACAUCGCCCAACCUUCCUCGACUGCAGCCACCAGAGCAGGAUGAAGAGUUUCUUCUUCAGCAACUUCUUCAGGGAUCUAUUGGCACCAGUAGUAGUGACAGUUUGUAUGGUGAUUCGGAGAUGACACUCAUUAUUGACGAUAACUCCAACUACAAGUCCUCACCUUUCCGUCAGCAGGAGAAGACCUUGGUCGGCCUUACCAGUGUGAUCAUGCCAAACGUCACUGGACCUCUCUCCUCAUCAGACAUCAGCAAUGGUUCCAGCAGGGUAACCACUUCAUCAGAUGGUUACCCUAGAUCAACAGAAACCUCAUCCGAUGUGGACAACCAAUGUGUGCCUUGUCUUGACUUUGAGGAGGAACUUGCAUCUCGUACCAAGUAUUAUUCGGACUUCACGAUUGAUCGCCAGAGGAAGAUCAACAACAUGUUUCCCCCACUGUCCAAUGACAAUGAAUCUUCCAAAGAGAGUGACAAUAGUGAAGAUGCUUGUGAGGAAUUAAUCACUCGGGAGGUUGAGGGAUGUGAAGCUGAAGACUUGCCAGCAUUCCGUGCACCUCCGCUUGGUGUUUCCACUGUGAAUGACUCUAGAGUAAUUGCGCAUUCUCGUGCUAGCUCCCAUUCCUCAGGAACAGACAGUUCAUCAGUGUCUUCCAGAUCAGGUCAUCGCAAGAGCAGAUCUCGUCGUUCCUAUGCAAGCAACAGAUCUACAUCUUCAUCGGCUAGCCGAAAAAGCACAACCAUGCCACAGGCAUCAUCCACCAUGAUUGAGGAUUUCUCUCCACAAUCUUCUUCCAGCAGUGGCAGCAGCAGACACAAGUCUUCUAACUCAAUUCCAGUGGCUUCAUCCACCAUGAUUGAGGAUCUUCCAUCUUCAAAAGGCAGCAGUAGGUGUUCCAGCAAUGAAGACUUUGUUAGUGUGUAUACCUGGUCUAUCAAUGACACUUCAGAGGAAGUGAACCUAGAAGAUUCCUACCUCAGGAACAUUGGACACAAAGUGAAUGCUCGUACUGCCAGAUCGAGUCGUAGCAGCAGUGCCAGCAGUAGCGCAUCAAGGAAAUCAACAAAGCGUGACAGAAACUCUAACCACAUUCAUCAUGUGUUGACGGAGCCUGACUCACAACUUGGAAAUUCCAUGUCUGUAAUCGAGCAAGUAAGUGACAUUCAAGAAGCCUUCCUUGGAGCUGAUUCUUUGUAUGAAGAUGAGGAGAUCCACUACAAGGCCAGCACCUUGCCUCGCACCAGCACACGCAUCUACUUAGUGGGGAACAAGUCCAGUGCCAGUUCUUCAUUGGAAGCACGUCGAUCUUCCAUGCCCGAUAUACAAAGUGUUUGCACACCUAGUGACUUUCAUAGUGUACCCACUUCAGAUGAUGAAGAGGAUGAUUCCUCACCCCUCCAGGAACGCAUUGAGGUACCAGGAAAGUCUAGUUCCAGUGGCUGCACCUCAAGCCCACCAGAGAAUUCAACCAACACUGAUGCUGCUGCACCUAACAACACACAAGCUUUAUUGGACUCCAUUUUAACAGACAGCCCAGUUAGUGCCUGCAGUAGUGGAAUAGCAGCUCCAUACAAUUCCUACAACUCGCCAGCAGAGAGUCAGCCAACAUCUCGUACCAGCCAGUCAAACACCAGCGACAACAAAUCAGAAUCGUCCAUCGGUCAACCUAGUGCUCCUCCAUCAUCAAUUGCAUCUUCACCAGCUGUUCAGACAAAAGCUCCAGUGACUGAUGAUUUUGUCUUCAAGAAACCUCUCAACACUCAGCCACUAAGGAAGCUGUUCAAGUUCAAGAAGAAUAAAGGGAAAAGUGCAGAGAAGAUACCCACCACAUCUACUCCAAACCAAGUGUAUCAAUCCUCACUUCCAUCCUCAGUUCGCAGUGAUCCACUCUCUAGGAGGAAACUCUUCUUGGGCAGUGAUCAGAAGAUGCACGAAGUUCAGCUGAUGGACAAGAAAGCUGUUCUGAAGAAAUUCCGCAGGUUCAGCGAAAGUUUUCACAAGCGUGAUGGUACAGGACUAAAGAGGAUUCAGACCCUUGCAAACCUGUAAAACAUUAACUUGUGUGAUGCAGAUACCAUAUUGUGUUCAAAUUCACUGACAUUGCCAAAAGACAAUCUUUUUAUGUUUUGUAAAUAUUCUUUUUUGUUUGUAACUUAAUUUUGCAAGAUUUUGUUUCUUUUGUUACUGCAUGAACGUAUUUUGCUCCAGAAAGGGACUAAAGUUGAAAACUUUUCAGUGAGUUCAGUUUGAGAAUGUUAGGGGAGUUUUGUUAAUGUUACGUUUCUGAGAUUUUAUAGACUUUUAGGUCUGUCGCAGCAGUAUUGUAACAGUGCAAUAUGAUAUGACAAUCAAACAUAGUUAUAGGAGAUACUGUUCCCACUUCAAUGACUGUCUUGCCAAGAACUUGAACUGUGUGUGUUUAGCAGUUUGUAAGUUUUGUAAGAAAUCCUAAUUUAUUUCAUCAUAAUUUAUCGUGCAGUGCUAGAUAUGUACAUAAAUAAAAACAUGACAUUUAG